AUGGCCGACUUCGUCAAGCUCUCCAUUUUCGGAACCGUGUUCGAGGUCACCACUCGCUAUGUUGACUUGCAACCCGUCGGCAUGGGUGCUUUCGGUCUCGUCUGCUCUGCAAACGACCAGCUUACCAACACCUCGGUCGCGAUCAAGAAGAUCAUGAAGCCUUUCUCCACACCUGUCCUCUCCAAGCGUACCUACCGAGAGCUCAAGCUGCUCAAGCACAUUCGCCACGAGAACAUUAUCAGCCUCAGCGACAUUUUUAUCUCGCCUCUUGAAGAUAUUUACUUUGUCACUGAGCUCCUCGGCACCGAUCUUCAUCGACUUCUCACCAGCCGCCCUCUCGAGAAGCAGUUCAUCCAGUACUUCUUGUACCAGAUUCUCCGAGGUCUCAAGUAUGUCCACUCGGCGGGCGUGGUCCACCGUGACCUGAAGCCAAGCAACAUCCUCGUCAACGAAAACUGCGACUUGAAGAUCUGCGAUUUCGGUCUGGCCCGCAUUCAAGAUCCUCAGAUGACCGGUUACGUCAGCACAAGAUACUACCGUGCUCCCGAGAUCAUGCUCACGUGGCAGAAGUACGACGUGGCCGUCGAUGUGUGGAGUGCAGGAUGCAUCUUCGCCGAGAUGCUCGAAGGCAAGCCGCUCUUCCCCGGCAAGGACCAUGUCAACCAAUUUUCCAUCAUCACCGAGCUGCUCGGUACGCCACCAGACGAGGUCAUCAAGACCAUCUGCUCCGAGAACACGCUCCGAUUCGUCCAGUCGUUGCCCAAGCGCGAGCGAGUUCCCUUCUCACAAAAGUUCAAGAAUGCCGACCCAAUGGCGUUGGACUUGCUCGAAAAGAUGCUGGUCUUCGAUCCCAGGACACGUAUCAGCGCCGCCGAGGCUUUAGCGCAUCCCUAUCUGGCUCCCUACCACGACCCUACCGACGAGCCUGAGGCUGAGGAGGCAUUCGACUGGUCGUUCAACGAUGCUGACUUGCCCGUCGACACAUGGAAGGUUAUGAUGUACUCGGAGAUUCUCGACUUCCACAACAUCGACAACUCCGGUCAGGACGAGGGUCCCGUGCCACCCGUCAACAACUAA
Messenger RNA from Sporisorium graminicola, 1077 nucleotides. RefSeq lists its product as uncharacterized. Bases 1 to 1077 code for a protein of 358 amino acids. Gene Ontology annotation, molecular function: MAP kinase activity; ATP binding. Gene Ontology annotation, cellular component: cytoplasm; nucleus. NCBI's taxonomy places the organism in Eukaryota, Fungi, Basidiomycota, Ustilaginomycetes, Ustilaginales, Ustilaginaceae. Gene Ontology annotation, biological process: stress-activated MAPK cascade; osmosensory signaling pathway; cellular response to oxidative stress. The transcript has 3 exons. The record is from RefSeq and is a predicted model, not a curated record.